UCUACUCUUCCUUCUCCACCACACCCGUAUUUCUUUCUCCACCACAGCCGUACGUACGUCUUCGUCUUCUCCACAAACCCCCUUUGAAAUCUUCAAAUUAGAGAAAUUAAUAUAUAAAUAUCAUGGGAAUAUGGGACGCAUUAAGCAAAUAACGUAAACGAAUGCAAUGGUGGAGAUGGGAUCUUUUCCUCUAUGCAAUAAAGCUGUCACCUUAUGCUCCUACUAUCAAACACACCCAUCAAUAAUCCAAAAGAGUUAUCACCGUAACUGUCAAACGAGACCCUUUGAAUCCUCGCUUCAACGGCUGAUUCAUACGAGCAUCAAAUACCCAAAUCGUUUCUUUUCAGAUACCAACAACCAGUUCAGGGUUAACUCAGUCAGAGACAGUAAUGGAGAUCAAACCACCAUGUCUGCUUCUUCUGCCUACCAGGUGCUCGACAUAAUGCCUGAUUGCACUUUGUCCGAACUCAAAGCAGCUUUUCGUGCCAAAGUGAAGCAAUUCCAUCCUGAUGUUAUAAAGAGUGAUGAUGGUAAUUCAGAUACAAUGAUUCGCCGUGUGAUUGAAGCCUAUGAGGUGUUAUCCAAUUUAAGCAAAUCAGAGAUCAUUGAAAGUGAAUGUCUAGACCCUUUUGAUGCUCCUGAAUGUGAGGCAUUUGACAUCUUUGUUAAUGAAGUUCUAUGUGCUGGAAAAGGGUGUCCUUAUUCGUGUGUAAAGACCGCACCUCAUGCCUUCACAUUCAGUUCUUCAACAGGAACUGCAUAUGCAACGUCUCAAGGUCAUGGUGAGGACUAUAAGGUACAGCUGGCAGUUGGACAGUGCCCUAGAAACUGCAUACAUUAUGUAACACCUUCUCAAAGGAUUAUUCUCCAGGAGUUACUUGCCAGCAUCUUGAAUGUGCCUUUUGAUUGCUCUGCUGAGGCGGACUUGCUUUAUACACUCAUUGUAAAAGCCAAGUUUGAAAAUAAUCGAUACAAGAAGCCAAAAAAGCAACCCAAUGUAUCAACUAAACAUGUUGAUUGGUAUUAAUCAAACAUUAGUUGUUAAGUCUUGUUGCUUUUGUGUAAAUCUUGUAUAUAGCUUAAAAGGAGAAAACAAGGGCUUGUAUAUAUUUAUUCAGUUAUGGUGUAUAUUUAUAUGCUUUGUGUUGUCUUUCUAUCCCGAGGUUUAUCGGAUGAUUUGUUUGUUUUUGGGUUCCUACUGACUUGGUAUCUAUUAUUUGCAAGUGUGCAAACACAGAUAGUAGGAUCAAUAGCUAC
Messenger RNA from Lactuca saligna, 1257 nucleotides. Lineage: Eukaryota; Viridiplantae; Streptophyta; Magnoliopsida; Asterales; Asteraceae. The record is from the annotation of a GenBank genome assembly.